UUGCGGCGAGGUAAGCGAAUCAUACAACGGCAACAAGCUCUUUGAAUUAAUUGUUCCGGAGAAUUUGGCGAUUCCAGUCAUUUUGGAGAGCAACUUCACAAUCAUGCAGCAGACCAAGAGUACGGAGAUGAUGGUGUCUGACGAGAAGAGCGUUACUUUUGGACGUCAGGGACCCUCGAGGGAGAGAAUCAUCACAAUUAUGAUAUUGGCUGUCGCGACGAUCAUUUUCAUCGUUGGAAUCGCGUUGAUUGCUGUUGCAGCAAAAGAAAAAGGAAAAGAUGACGGAGCAUCAGGUACGAAUGCGGCCGCCGCAGCCCCAUCAGACAAAUCAGCGAAAUGUGAUUAUUCAGAGGAAGCAAAACGAGUGGGGCUUGGUGAAUUCCUCGAUAAAGUCAAGUCAUCAUAUUAUAAACUCCAUCCUUAUGUAGUUUAUGAUGACCCAGAUGUCACCCCUGAGAGAAUCAAAAAAGAAUACGUCGCCUACGAUCCGACGCCCUCUCUGAUCAAAAUUCGAACGGACACUUCCUUAAACUUGCUAAAGGAAAUCAACAAGAAGGACAUAAACAAAGCUGCAUUGAAACCAAGAGAAAAGAAAGUUGUGGCCCAAGUGAAACACUAUCUUCAACACGUAUUCGGUCAACCUUUUGAUGUCAACUAUUACGCUGGAGAUUGGAUGAUGGGACCGAACAAACGCUGCUGGCAGGAAAUCUGCAACAUCGGAAGGGCAGUGCAAAACGGACUGGGUCGUUAUUUUAAACCUAAUGAUGCAUCGGAUGUUGAGCUAAUAGAGACGAAACUUAAGACUUUUAACGCUAGCAUUUUGCAGUACAUCGAAAACAUGAAGAUGGGAAUACGUAAAGGAAUGGUAAGAAGUAAGGAAGCGUGCGAGGUUGGAUUUAAAGCUUUAAGAUCCAAGUACAUGAAGGUUUACCUAAACAACGAAACAGGUGUGCUACAAGAAUCAUUUGUUCAACCCCUGUUAAAUCCUAAUUUUUAUAGUGGUAUAACGACAGAAACAGAUAGCGAGUGGGAGAAAAGCCACAAUGGGAAAAAUGUCAGCGACUCUGUAAAAGGAUAUUUGGUGGAUUACCUAGGGAAACCGCUGGUUCAUUUAUUGAGAUACAUCAAGGAUGAACACAUUCGUCACUGCGUUCCAGGUAAUGUAUCCAGCGGUUGGGCUACUCUACCACUCAAACAUGUUUGGCUUGAUGGCAAAGAAAACAAGUCCUGGUCAACAAACCCAUACCUAUCCGAUGAUAAACAACUGAAUGGAUCGCUGGCUUACACCACAAUAUUGUCGUAUUUUACAACAAACGACAUGACCCCGAUGGAAGUUACAGAGCUCGGGAAAAAACUUCUCGACCUUUAUUAUCCAAUGGUUUUAGAAGUUGCAAGGGAGGUAACUGGAGAAGCCAAUAACGAUAUCGCGAAACAGGAGUUUAAGAAAUUGUUAAAUGAUACUUCUAAGUUUGCAUUUAACACGAAACCAAUCCCUGAAAACGAGUCAGGCGAAGAAGCAGAGCGGAAAUGCAGUGAUAUUAAAGGGGCUAAAGAACAUUGCCCUACACGAUGGGCUGCCGUGCAGGCAUGGAUGGAUGAAAUAAGAAAGGUCAUGAGUUUACUUGCACCAAAGACUGUUCCAAUGUUCCAUUUUACUGGAGAUAAGGCAACCACUCCCACCUGUCCAAUUGACGUCCAGCCCAACUUUGAUCCAGCUAUGACAUUCCAGAGCUACCACAGCAGCGACUCUAAUUGCACAGAAAGUGCAACAUUCAAGAUUCCAUUUUUCAGCUUGUUCCCAACGUAUGAAGAAUGGAGUGUUGAUGCCCAUGAGGCCAUGCCUGGACACCAUUUGCAGGUACAGGGACACCUGGAGCAUUUCCUUGAUAGCUGUGGUGGUGCGAUUGCCUGGCUUGAUGGUCGCACCUCUUAUACAGGCUUCAAGGAGGGAUGGGCCUUGUACGCUGAGUAUCCUCUGAUUGGGCGAGAUACAGACAUGUACGACGACGAACCCAUGCAGAAAUACGGAAUGUUGAAGUGGCUGGUGUGGCGAUCUAUCCGAUUGAUCGUGGAUCCUGGUUUGAACUACUAUGGUAUGAAAAGAGAUAAGGUCCUCGACUAUUUUAAAAACUAUGCUUGGGAAGAGUCACCUUUUGUCCUGAGUGAGGCAGUCCGGUACGAAAGCAUUCCUGGACAAGCCACCUCUUACAUGGUAGGACAGGGGAUAAUUCUUGAGGCCAGACAAUAUGCAGAGAAAGAACUGGGAGAUAAAUUCGAUCUGCGGGACUUUCAUUACCAGAUUCUGUCACAAGGAUCGUCACCUCUUGGUUACUUGACGGACCACGUGAAAGAAUAUGUGGCUUGUGUCAAGAAUCAGGCCAGGGAAGGUUGUGACGUAAUCAUGAACCCCCCAAAGAAAAGUUAAGCAAAGAAAACAGUCAAGGCACAAGGUCUCUGGCCAAAGAUGAUUAACUUAAGCGGGUCAUAUAUUACAGAUGAGCUAUCGGUGCAAUUUAUUGUUGUUCGCUGAGUAAAUUUUAAAGCUUUUUAAAAAAUUUGUCUUAAUUUGCAAGAAUUUCUUUCCCCAUUAUUCGAGCUCAAUGAAUACUGGGUUUGAUUGAAAUGCUUAAAAAAAAACUUUCAAUACAGUAUGAUAUGUAGUUAAAUUGCCCUUUGCAUUCAAAAUUGUGGGUUUAAAUCAAUAAACAAACCUAAUUAACAUGAA
Pocillopora verrucosa is the source of this 2725-nucleotide messenger RNA. The record is from RefSeq and is a predicted model, not a curated record. Lineage: Eukaryota; Metazoa; Cnidaria; Anthozoa; Scleractinia; Pocilloporidae.